Molecule: messenger RNA, 4507 nt
Organism: Rhea pennata
Lineage: Eukaryota; Metazoa; Chordata; Aves; Rheiformes; Rheidae
Gene: RNF168
Product: ring finger protein 168
Exons: 8
Coding region: 930-2657 (575 amino acids)
Biological process (GO): protein ubiquitination; double-strand break repair
Cellular component (GO): nucleus; site of double-strand break
Molecular function (GO): nucleosome binding; metal ion binding; ubiquitin-protein transferase activity
Source: RefSeq, a predicted model, not a curated record
CUGCUGGGCGAGAUCCGUGGAGAAGGAGAAGACUCCACAGACACUUCCUUAGAGGGUAAAGCUGCAUCCUUUUAUGUACUGGCUCCUGGAAUUAUGGAUCAGAUGAGAUUCCCUCAUCAUAUAAUCAUCUCCACACCUUUGUUUUCCUUCUCUCUCUUGCACAUUUACAUCAAGCCUGUCUAGAGAGUUCUUUUCUAUGUGUAUAUAUAGAAAUUGAAAUUGUUUAGUCUAGGAAUUAUGCCCUUUUGCUAAACUAUGUGUAAAACUGGGUAUUCUGAUGUUGUCUAACAUUUUCUCUAAACAGAAUGUUUUAUUAGCAAAGGAGUAGCAGAACCAAUAAAUUUUGACUUUGUGUAAUUUGCUGAGUUCCUCUGUGGAUUAUCUAGGCAAAAGUGAACUCAAAUUACAGCCUUUCUCUUAGAAUAGGCAGUUAUUUUUUGGCAUUUUUUAAAGAACUUUGUGGUUUCUUUAAGUUAGAAAAUAUUUUUUGUCCUUUUUGCUAUAUUGGGGUCUGUGUUUGUAUUUUAUGUUUCACAGUAUUUCUGGGCUGAAUGAAAAGUCCUGUGAGGAGAGUUGGUAGUAGAGAAGUUAGAUCCUCAUCACUUUGAGUUGUACAAGUCAUAGGGGAAGACUGUCGAGUAUUGAAUGUAUUGGCUAGUUCUUUGGUUAUAUUAACAAGAUCAAAAAAAAUUUGAUCCUUUAGUUCCAGUUUAAUCAAGCAAAUGAAUGAGGAGAGGACUGUCUUUCUGAAGAACUUCUGUUGAUCCAUAGGACAAUGUUGUAUUUCACCUUCAGAAAAUGAUAAAAUUGUCUGUAUUAGUAGUGGCUGUAUUUACUGAAUAACUGGCUAAAUGGAAAGCUUACAUCAGUAACUGAGAAUAUUUGCCAAACUUGAACAUAGGUUAUAACUACUAGAAAAUAAAUAUUGGAUGAAUUUAUGCCUUCUGCCCUUCUUUAUCUUGUUGCUAUCCACUAGAAAUACCUCUUGCAAAGUCUCUUCUUGGGCACGGUAUAACACCCGCAGAAAUACUCUGAUCAACUGGGAAUUCUGGGAAAGGAUUCAGAAGAAGUACCCAAAAGAGUGUGAGCGCAGAAUUAAUGGACAGGAUUUGGAAGAUGAAAUCUGUGUGGCUCGACCACAACACCAGCUGAGCAAGCCUGGGGAACUGAGACAGGAAUAUGAAGCAGAGAUUAGCAAGGUGGAGGCAGAAAGGCGAGCACAUGAACAAGAGGAGAACAAAGCAAGUGAGGAAUACAUUCAAAGACUACUAGCAGAAGAAGAGGAGGAACACAGAUUAGCAGAUGAAAGGCGGAAGGAGUUGGAGAAACAGCUAAAGCAAGAUGAAGAGUUGGCAUGGCAACUGAGUAACAGUCUGAACGAAGACAGCAGAGGAAAUGGGCUCAGCAGUCCUUCACCAGCAGGCAGCUUCUCAUCUGAAACAUCUCCAGUUAAUUUGUGCAAGAUCAAGAACAAAUCAAACAGCUUUGGAGACAUUCAGAAGUACCUGUCUUCAAAGUCUCACCCUAUGUUGGGAUCGACAUCAUGCUGUAGAACAACAGAAGGAGGCAGGACUGACUCUUGCUCUGUGGAGAGCAAUAGCAAUGAAAGUGGCAAUUCUGUGUGGCAAGAUGAGCAAGAGGAAAUGCCAACACUGUCUCCACAGCUGACCAGCGUGAUUAAAGAUUGCAGUGCUAAUGAUUCUUUUCUAGAGUCAUGCAUGAACUAUUUAAGUGCCUCAGCUCCAGUGGAAUUUGCCACUGUCAAGCAUGAAAAAGCACAAGGACCAAACUAUGCAGGAGAUGAAGUUCCAAAUGCACUUUGUGAGAUCACAAAAGGAGAAGGGUCUAUAACAGUACUUCGUAGAUCCAAAGAAGAAGCAGACGAAAUUGAGUUGGACAGUGGCAGUUUAAUGCAUGUAGAAAGCAUAAACCUUGAAAACUCGGCUGAAACUACGACUUAUAUUCAGCCAGCAAACAAUUCCAUGGUGUCUGAUAGCAGAAGUGUAAUUUGUGGUCUCAUGAAGGUGGCCAGAAAACCAGAUGAAGAGAAACAAGAUAAAGUAGAGAACCCUAAGGAGACCCCAAAAAGAAAGUUGGGGGAACCACCAGCUGAAGCAGUGGUUGACUUGGGCUUGCUUGAUAAGAGGAGAAGAAUUUUUCCAGAAACUUCAGAGGACCAAGGGGAGCAGAUAAACUAUUUCAGUGUGCAAAUGCAGAAAGCUUUUGAGCAGGAGCUGUAUGAAAGGCGUGUGCAAGAGGAGCAGGAUAGGCUUUUGGCUCUGCAGCUACAAAGACAGAUCAACAAGGAAGAAAGGACACUUAAUAGACAAAAGGGCUCUCCAGAUGAGUACCUUCUUCGCACCAAACCUCCUCAGUCUGUGAAAGAGCCCCCUAUUAGAAAGGGAAGUUUUAAAAUGGCAAAGGACUCAAAGCUACCAAAAAUCCAGACUCAAACAAAUCACCGCAAGAUUUGGAAAGGUUCUUGCAAUGAAAACUGGCAGUCUCCUACCAGAGUCCGAAUGAAAUCACCCAGCAUCAAAGGAGGAAAAGUUCUGAAUUGUGUUGUUAAUACCAGUGACUCAAAUGAUAUUUGUUCAUUGCCAAAAAAUAAGCAAAAGACAAUUCUUCAGAUGUUUAAAAGAUCAGUUGCAGAGUAGGUCAACAGAACUAUGGAGGCAUGGUGAAAUGAAUGAGAAUUAAAGCUAUCAUAAUGCUUUUUCUUGUGUUAGGCAGAACUUCCUGUAAAAUUCUAAAGUUGAUGGUUUUGAGGGGGAUCACUUUGGGCCACAAGUGCAACCAGAACUGUAUUGUGCACUCUGAGAAGUUUUAGUAACUUAUGCCCCUAGACCUUAACAAUUUUAAUUGGUCUUUUCUUGAUUGCAGUUUAUUUUCUAGCACUUUAUUUACAUAGUUUUGAAUGUAAAUGCUGUUUAAAAACCAAAAUAACUUAUAGUCUUGUCUUAGAAUGAGAAUUUAGAGCCUUUUAUGGGAAAGAUGCACAUCCACUGGAGGAAGCAAAAAAAAUCUAGUAUAUCUCCAGCUAUCUGCCAACUACAAGGCUGAGGCUUCACUCAGCACAACCACAAUUUUGUUGAACUGAAGCAAACUUCUAGAAUUUAAGUUGUUUGAAUGACAUUGUUUGCCUGGCAGUUAGUGAGUAUUACUGGACAACUGGCUUUGCAGAGUUACUCUUUUUCCUCUCACUGUAAUACACUAUUAUCCUUCUUUUAGACAAAGACAGAAAACUAGUGCAUCCCCCGCUGCCAAAGAAGGAUCUUUCAUGGAUGACUAAUAUAAGUGGUUGUGAGCUUGUAUUUGCCUCAGUUCACAGAGGUCGCUUCUGCAAAUCUGAUUUUCAGUGUAGAUAGGAAAAAUGUACUCUUGUUUUCUUAUUGCUAAUGUUCUUAUUGUUAUAUGAUAAACUAGAUAGCAGUAAAUAUAGGUAAUAUUUCCUUCUCAACCUGGUUUGAGUUUAAUUUUUUUUAUUAUUAUAUGCUUUUAAAAAAGCCAAAAGGGGAAAAACAGCUGAAAACUUGAGUUAUUGGGUUAUUGGUAGUGAAUUAACAAGUACAAUUAAGGAUUUAUUUAAUUCUCAGCUUUACUUUAGCUAUGGUUCCUCCUUUUUUUAGUGGGACUAACAAAUACUAUCUUCUGGUUGACUUUAAAAAGUAACGUUAUUCAAAUAAACAAUAAUUUAGACAAUGCAGGGAAGUUGAGGUCUGUGAAAAGUGGGCUAGCUACUAGUCAAUCAACUAAUAGUUCGUAUUAUAUUUCUUUCUCUGUUCUUAUUAUGAAACCAACUUUUGGCCUUUGUUUUGUAGGGGAAAAAAAACACCCAAAACAAUAGUUGCUUCCCCCUCUUUUUGACUAAACAUUUUUGAAAGAACAAAACAGUCUGUGUUGAAGUAUGUUUGUGUUGGCUGAUGUUAGCGAAUGUUUUUAAGUGUAUGCUUAUUUGGACCUCAAUGAAGAUCUAUAGAUUUUUAACUCAAUUCUGGAAAAUGUACAAAAAAAUAAAAAAGGAAAGCAGUAACUUCUGACACUUAAAAAAAAAAAAAAAAGAAAAAAAAGAAAAGAAAAAGAAAGAAAAAAAAAUCUCUUGAAAGCAUGAACAGCCCACUAAGCCAGAAAGCACAUGGUCUUUUUCGUUGUUUGUUUUUACUGGUUUAUUACAGCUCAGGAAUGGUGGGUUUCUCCUAAGUGGCCUAUUCCAAGAUGCUUUUUGAGGAAAGUUACAACAGGUGACCAGUUGUAAAUCAUUGAUUUUUCUUCUGUUGUUGCUGCCUCAACCAUUGUGCUGGAAGCCUUUGUUCAAUAUAGAUCUGUUUCUGUGCAGUCCUUAAGUUUCUUUGGUUUGUUUUCUAUUCUGCUCAUCCAGCCAGUCAAAUAUAAUCAUCCAUUGAUUAAAGUGUCUCUUUAAGGCAGAGGUACUGACUGUUUUCAUGCUAGUGAUACUUGGCUCUUCCAGUCAUGAUAAGCAUAAUAAGUAAAUUCUCUGUUUUCAAAA